CCGCUCGAUCAUCUCCGCGCUCAGCUGAGGCUGCCUGCCUGCUCCCCAGCUGUCAGCUCGGCGCUCCACUGCCGCUUUGACGGGCCUCCGGGCCUGUGCUUAGGGUCCCGUAGCCACCAUGUCUACUGCUAUGAACUUCGGGACCAAGAGUUUCCAGCCCCGGCCCCCAGAAAAGGGCAGCUUCCCGCUGGACCAUUUCGGUGAAUGUAAAGCUUUUAAAGAAAAAUUCAUGAAGUGUCUUCGUGAUAAUAAUUUUGAAAGUGCUUUGUGCAGAAAUGAAUCAAAAGAAUAUUUAGAAUGCAGAAUGGAGAAGCAGCUGAUGGCACAAGAAUCACUGCAAAGGCUGGGAUUUAAAGAUCUAAUGGAUGAAAAAUCAAAAGCAAAAAAGAACUUGUAAUGGAAGAAAACAACUGAAUUACUUCUUACAGGAAUUCUCUGUAGUGGUACAUAUUGUACAUUCUUUAAUUGUUCCCACAAUCUGUAAGAGAUUAAUAUUUGACCCUGAUUGAUAUUAAAAUCUUACUUAGGCAGGGUACUUUGUUUGAAGGAUUCCCUUUUUUCAGUAUUCACCUUUAUUAAGCAAGAGGCAAGAAAUCAAAAUUAUGUUAACCAUGCAUUGCUAACGUUAAUCCAUGGGUAGAAAGUCUAAUCCUGACAUCAACCAAAAUUAGGGGAAAUGUUUACUUUUGUGAAGUAAAUGUAACCUUUCAGGGUUAUCAUUUGGUAAAUUAUCUCUUUUUAGAGAUUUUCCUAAAACGUAUAUGGGGUUUGGGGGGAUGUUUUUUGUUAAUAUGUGAACCUUCAUUUCACAUGAAAUAGGAAUCUUAAAUGUGAUUUGAUAGCAAUAUUUGUAAAUAGUUGCCUUUUAUCGUCUGUACAUAUGUAAUUUUAAUAGAGUACUAUAUUUUUUGAGUUGAAGUCAAAUGCCUACAAAUUGUCUAUUUAUAUAACUGUUAAUAGAAAAUAAAAGUGCUACUCAGCAACAAAAUAUGACAAAUUUCUUUUUUUGAUAAAAUGAAAAAAUACAAAAGGAGUGAGAAAUAUUUUGCCUUCAGAUAUAUUUGUCUCUACGUUUUUCAGAUCAGAUAUUUGCAGGUUCUUUAUUUCUAAAUUGUCCAGGUUAUGGUUUAUCUCAACCUUUAUAAAAUUUGGCAAAUAUUUUAAAACCUGUCUAUUUUUAUUUCUUAAAAAGCAGAAUAUCUGGGAUUUAAUCAACACAAGAUAUCUUUUCAUUAUCCAUAAACCAUAUUGUUUUACUUUGUAUAGAAACUUCUGUAAAUCUUGAUAUUUCAGCAUUGUUACAUCUAAGUUCUGUCAAGAAUAAAAUGGUAGAAGUGAUCAUUUCUUUUCAUGGUUUUCCUCACCAGUAUUUGAGCAUAUACAGUAUGCAUGGCAUCAUAUCCAUGGUACUUGAUGAUUUGCAGUAUUUUGUUCCAGUACUUCUAGAUGCCCCUGCUCUAAAAAUGGGGAUUGUACCAGACUUAUCUGGUACAAUUUGGACAGUUUUAGGCUGGAUAGAAUGUAGCUUCAUCUUUGUUUAUUCUUGUACCUUUGGCACAUACCAUCAGUCAUGUUGGAGAAGGGAGUUUGUCUCCUUCCUCACUAUGUCAUUAGUGCCUUGCUGAUGGUGGAAGAAGAGAGAAAGCCCUCCACCCCUCUGCCAUCUUCCUAAACAAAGUUACACAAGAGCUGUAAGGGAAAAGGUGAAGAGCAAUUCUCUCUGAAGACUUGGGCUCUUCUUCCAACUGGCAGAUGUUAACCCUAUCAACAGACCCCUAAAAAGGGUGUCCUUUCUACUGAGCUAACUGGCUUUUUUUUACAUUCUUUUUUUUUUUUUAUCACUUUUUUUUUUUUUUUUUU
Molecule: messenger RNA, 1860 nt
Organism: Dromiciops gliroides (monito del monte)
Lineage: Eukaryota; Metazoa; Chordata; Mammalia; Microbiotheria; Microbiotheriidae
Product: cytochrome c oxidase assembly protein COX19
Exons: 3
Coding region: 119-397 (92 amino acids)
Biological process (GO): mitochondrial respiratory chain complex IV assembly
Cellular component (GO): mitochondrial intermembrane space
Source: RefSeq, a predicted model, not a curated record